AUGCUGACCGCUCUUCCGAAAGCCCACUCGGACCCGUCCAACCACCUCUCCGCCGACGACUCGAGGGGAGCUGAAGGGCGUUCCGGGUCAACGUCGGAGCAAUCCGAAGGCCAUCCCAAAAAGAAACGCUCGUUUUUGAACAUUCCUCGAUCUGGAUCGCAGGCUGGCGAAGAGGCGACCGCGACCGGCUCUGGCCUCAGUGGAAACACGGUCGGCGACAACGCCGAAAGCAUAGGAAAGGGCUCAAAGCGUAGCUUCCUUGGUAAGAGACGGGCUGGCAGCACGGCGAGCAGCAAACACUCUCAAAAGGCAAAGGCGCCCACGACCGAAAAGUCGACCGAACAUGCGCAACCCUCCGGCGCGGCUGGAUCCCCCCCGCAGACGCCCAAGAAGAAGGGCGGCAUCUCGAAGCUCCUGUCCGUCCUCAGCUGCUGCGGCGUGCCGGAAGAGGGCAAUGUAGUCGAGCACGAGGAGCAGGCAGAAGCGCCCAAGAAGGCGACCAAGCUACGCUCAGUGCGCAAGUCUCAGCCCACACCGCCUGCGUCGUCGAAGCAGAAGGACACCAGCGCGGCGGAAUCGAGCAUGGCUGAUUCGAAGGAUCCCGUUGACGAGAAGGCCGGCGAAGGUCACUACAACACGAGCGCUGGCGCAAGGCUCGCCAAGGACGGUCUCGAGAAGCCUCCACAGGGUGACGCACAGAUGGACAAGCCCGUGCCUGAAGUCCCCGCCGAGGAACAGGCCGCUACUGAGGAGACUUAUUCUCCUCCUCCUCAGGAGCAGCCGUUGCCCCCGGCGCCAGUCGAGCCUGAACAUCUGGACGUCCACCAUGACUCCGAAUCCGGCCCGCAGGUCACCGUCCAGACGCCUACGCCAUUGCCGGAAGAGGAGCAGCAGAUUUCUGACAGGACCCCCGCGCAGCAGCAGAGGGAUACGGACAUUGAGAUGACCGAUGCCGGGCCAUCGAUACCAAUUGCUGCGAACGAGGUCCCCGCAACCGAGGAAACUGGUCCUGAAGUUGUUCAGACCGAGGCGGCGCCUACGAAAAUCGACCUACCGCCCCCUCCGCCCCUUGCCGAUCGCCAAGCUCAGACCGCGGCGCCCGUACAACAAGUCACGCCCAAGAGCCAGGAGAGCUCGCUUGCUGUCAGUCCGGUUGAGCCUCCGCAGAAAUGGCUGCUCCCGCCGAUUAAGCCGGAGUUCAAGGGGAAGAAGUGUUUGGUGUUGGAUUUGGAUGAAACGCUGGUCCACAGCAGUUUCAAGAUUCUCCACCAGGCUGAUUUCACGAUCCCGGUCGAGAUUGAAGGGCAGUACCACAAUGUCUACGUCAUCAAGCGCCCCGGUGUGGAUCAGUUCAUGAAGCGCGUCGGUGAGCUUUACGAGGUUGUGGUCUUCACCGCGUCCGUGUCCAAGUAUGGCGAUCCUCUUCUGGACCAGCUUGACAUUCACGGUGUUGUGCACCACCGUCUCUUCCGUGAGAGCUGCUACAACCACCAGGGAAACUACGUUAAGGAUCUUUCUCAAGUCGGUCGCGACCUAAAGGAGACGAUCAUUAUCGACAACUCGCCUACGUCUUACAUUUUCCACCCGCAGCACGCCGUGCCCAUCAGCAGCUGGUUCUCCGACGCACACGACAACGAGCUCUUGGAUCUCAUUCCUGUGCUCGAGGACCUUGCCGGCCCUCAGGUCAGCGACGUGAGCUUAGUGCUGGAUGUUGCACUGUAAGUCAAUUGCGGCAGAGAUAGGCUGUUGCCAGCAUAACCACCAUCAAAGGCCACAUUGACACCCCUCCAAGGACGCCCGGUGACUGCGUUACGCAUGUCGAAAAUCGAAGUCCCGUCUUUAUGGCCCUCGAGGUAUAAUCCGUUACGCUGGAUUCACAGUCAUCGCCUCUCUGCUGGCCUUGCCAUGCAUCUUCUCAUCAUACGAUCGAUAUCCUUCGAGCAUCCUUAUCAGGCUGCGUCGGCAACUAGCUAGACUGUACUGUUUAAUCCGUGUAAUCUGCAUGACAG
Aplosporella prunicola CBS 121167 is the source of this 2009-nucleotide messenger RNA. RefSeq lists its product as uncharacterized. Gene Ontology annotation, molecular function: phosphoprotein phosphatase activity. The transcript has 4 exons. NCBI's taxonomy places the organism in Eukaryota, Fungi, Ascomycota, Dothideomycetes, Botryosphaeriales, Aplosporellaceae. The coding region runs from base 1 to 1722 and encodes 573 amino acids. Gene Ontology annotation, cellular component: plasma membrane. The record is from RefSeq and is a predicted model, not a curated record.